AGGCUGUUGUUUAUAUGAGCUUGUGGACGAUGGACGUGGUUAGCUAGUGAGGCUAAGUGUUUGAAUUUACAGAAAGUCUGUGGAUGUGAUAAUAGAAGUCAUUGCUAUUGUUUUUCUAAAGGCAUGUCGGGUAAUAAUGGCUUCGUUUUGACACUGAUGUUGACAUUAUGACAGCUGCGGAAUGACGGACGACUUCGAGAAGCAGAGCCACGAUGUCCGCUCCAGCGGUGAGCUGUGGACGGAGAUCUGCUCCAGUCUACCGGUCGUAAACGUAGAGGUAGCACCGGAGAACAACGGAGAUUUCCAGGACUCAUUCCAGCCAACAGCAAACGUCCGUACAGUAGUUAUUGGUCAAUCUGACGGGAUAAACCAUGACUCUACCAGUGUCAAGUGGGAACCCAUGGAGGAUUCAGAGAUUUACAUAGCCAGUUUAGAGAACCGUCUGAAGAAGUUAAAGGGCCACAGCAGUGAUGUCACCUCGAGGGACAUGCUGCGCUCUUUGUCUCAAGCUAAAAAAGAAUGCUGGGAUAGAUUCCUGCACGAUGCCCAGACCUCAGAGCUUUUUCAAGGUGGAGACAUAGAUGAAAGUGCACUUGAACAUUUCAAGAGGUGGCUGAUCCCUGAGAAGGUAGCCAUCAGUGCAGAGGAGCUGGAAUAUCUGCUGAGGCCGUCGCAGAGCCAAGAGCCGUCCGAAUCAAACCAGACACAAAAUGGAGAGGAAACAGAAGGAGACGCACAGCACUCUGAAGAAGUGGACGUCCCCAGUCCAGAGAAAUGAUUGUGUUCAAGGAACGAGGACAGGAGAACGUGAUUAACAACAUCUUUAGAACAUGUGACUUUGUAGCCUGGACACCCAUUUUCCACCCAUGUUGAUGUUCUUGUUUUUGUCCUUUUAUUAGUGGUCAAAGGAAGUAAUUACAGCCUUUAUUUAUUCUCCAUAUCCGCAGCAACUAAGUACUCAGUCCUCAUUCUGUCCUUGUUGUUUUCUUGCGUAGUGUCAACUACUUUACUUCACAGUAAUUCUUCCUCCCUGGGAAACAGGUGCCGAGAUGAAGGAACCAGGUGCCAGUGUCAUUAACAUUUUAGAAUGACAGUGUUUGACAAACAAGUUUAUUUAUAUUGAACUAUUCAUGUGUGUGUCAAGAAGAAAUACUGAUGUUAUAUGCAGUAUUUUGCAAAAGGUAAGGCAGAUGUGUGCUAUUAAGUAAUGUUAAAACAAAUAUACAUUUUUUUUAAAAAACUACACAAUUUUUAUGUUAGAUGUCUAAUAAAUCGGCACAGCAAUCUAUUUCGUAUGUAUGUAUACAUAUAUACAUACACAUUACUAACAUCUUUAUUGUUGACAUGUUAUUUUACCCAAGUAUCAAUAAAAUCGUUCUUUUUACAUGUCUGUAUAAAGUAAAUCUGUUUUCACCACAUGAUUAAAAUGUGUUUUAAUAGUU
Molecule: messenger RNA, 1442 nt
Organism: Cynoglossus semilaevis (tongue sole)
Lineage: Eukaryota; Metazoa; Chordata; Actinopteri; Pleuronectiformes; Cynoglossidae
Gene: ccdc32
Product: coiled-coil domain containing 32
Exons: 4
Coding region: 182-778 (198 amino acids)
Biological process (GO): cilium organization
Source: RefSeq, a predicted model, not a curated record